Drosophila subobscura is the source of this 367-nucleotide messenger RNA. RefSeq names its product PI-actitoxin-Axm2b-like. The record is from RefSeq and is a predicted model, not a curated record. Gene Ontology annotation, molecular function: serine-type endopeptidase inhibitor activity. NCBI's taxonomy places the organism in Eukaryota, Metazoa, Arthropoda, Insecta, Diptera, Drosophilidae. The coding region runs from base 40 to 321 and encodes 93 amino acids. The transcript is spliced from 2 exons.
UUUGUCGAGCAAUCAGUUGACACACUAAGCCCUCAAGCGAUGGUAAAGCUAAUGCUAAAUAUUGUAAUUCUGAGCCUGCUGCUGUAUCUUGCAUCAGGCUUAAGCCCAGAGCAGGCUAACGAACGCAUGAAAAAUUGCAUUAAGCAUAGUGCGUAUGGCUACUGUCGUGGGCAACAGACACGUUGGUUUUACGACACGAUGACCAACAAUUGCAAGACGUUCCUGUACAGCGGCUGUGGUGGAAAUUAUAAUCGAUUCACAAGUCUACCCGAGUGCCUGGACUACUGUACGCAUCCGGAAAUAUCCUAUGAUCGAAAAUGAAAUAUUAAUGGUUAACAUCUACUGAAUAAACCAUCGAUUUAAAGCA